AUGUUCUCCAUAUCGCCCCGUCUUCACAUUCGUCAUCCCUCUCCAACGACCGCCGAAUUUACUGUAACGAAUCUUCGACCGCUUCCGCCAGCUUUGCAUACACUCAUUCUUCUCUGUCGCGUCGUCCUCUCCAUCUUCACCCUUCUCCUGCUUCAUGCGCGCCUGACUCUCCACCCAUUGCUCGUCUACGCUGCGCCAUCUCUUCUGAAGAUCCUGCCAGCUUCUUACCUCCGCGCACCAACCUCGAUAGCCGCCCUCGCACAGAACAUACCCCUGUCCGUCCUCGUUCCCGCCAGUAUAGCUGUGCUAUGGCUAUCCAGCCGAAGGGGUUAUGCGAGCGAGAGUAUUUUGGUCAUGAGAGGCUUGGGUGUGCAAACAAGUGAAAGUCCCGGAAGCUACCUUGCUGGAACGGCGACAAGGUUCAUACCUACCGAAAAGAUCCAAGAUAUUCUUGUGAACGAAGCGUUCCUUGGGUUCGAAGUCAGGUACUACCUCAUUGUCAUUGUUGAAGGUGAAGACGACGUCGUCGUCGUGUUUCCGGGCCUAUUACCACGGCGAAAAAUUGUGGAGGAAGUAUGGAGAGGUGUUAGGAGGUGCUUGUACGAGCAGAGAGGAGAGGAUAAAGUACAGAGUUGA
This is a messenger RNA of Fusarium coffeatum, 636 nucleotides long. RefSeq lists its product as uncharacterized. Lineage: Eukaryota; Fungi; Ascomycota; Sordariomycetes; Hypocreales; Nectriaceae. Gene Ontology annotation, cellular component: glycosylphosphatidylinositol-N-acetylglucosaminyltransferase (GPI-GnT) complex. The record is from RefSeq and is a predicted model, not a curated record. Gene Ontology annotation, biological process: GPI anchor biosynthetic process. The coding region runs from base 1 to 636 and encodes 211 amino acids. The transcript has a single exon.